AGAAUCGCAAUCAGUCCAAACGGGCCAUCCCAGCAGCCACCAAUAUCGCGCCGGUAGUUUCCAGUGACCAGUAGUGCUCCAGUGACCACCACGUCCACACCAUCCGGCAAUCCUAUCCUCUAUUCACUAGCACCAUUUUUUACCAACGGAUCUCCAAUCUUCACGAAAAUCGCUAUAAAAGAACUCUCAAGUUAAGGUGUCUAUCUAGGUGUCACAAUUUCAUAAUGUUUCCUAGGAACCAGUGUUAAAACAUCAUACCUAAUGAUCCUCAAAAAGGUCCAAGCUUUUUUUGUUUACUGAAUCUCAAAAUCGGGAUGUUGAAACAGAUCAAAACUGUCUAUCUAGAAUCCGCAUAAGGAGAUUUAAUAGAUAUUCAGGAAUCGACUCUAAGCCAAAACUUUGAUCUGAACUUGAUUCCAAACUACUCUGAGGGAUUUUCGAAGCCUCCUAAGAGAUCAACUAUCCAUGGGAAGACAGAGCUUAAAAAUCUAAAAAGAGCCCCACAUCUGACCAGAAUGAAUAGUGCAGCAACCCCCGGGGUUCUCCCGCCCACGGGUGGUAUCCCACCCUCCAAGGAUGUCCCUACGGAAAAGGAAGUCUCCACCUGGAAGACAAUGUCCCUAAAACAAAAGUGGAAUUUCUUCACAAGCAACAUAACAGUCGAGCCUAUGGUGGCAUGUUACAUCAUGCCUAGUGUCCUUGCAUCCCUAGCCACCCAAAACCUAAAUCUCGAAAAGGCCUGUCGAGUGAAUCUGGCCUAUUCUGAUGAAGUUUGCAGUGCUCUAGCAGCCAGGAACACUUCGGGAUUGGCUGAGCAGGAAAUGUCUGUUCAGCAAUUAGUGGCUGGAAUGCAGACAUGGAAGACUGCUUUACAAAGUGGGUUGCCAACAAUUUUGAUCCUCUUUUUGGGGGCCUGGAGUGACAGAACAGGGUUGAGGAAACCUUGUAUGUUGUUGCCGAUUGUUGGGGAGUUUUUGACGAGUAUAAGCUUGAUUGCAUGUACGUAUUGGUUUUAUGAGUUGCCGAUGGAAGCUGCGGGUUUGUCGGAGGCAUUAUGGCCAGCCUUGACGGGGGGAUGGUUUACAAUGUUUAUGGCGAUUUUUAGCUACAUUGGAGAUAUUACGAGCGUAGAAUCCAGAACAUUGAGGAUCGGGUUUGUGAAUGUUUUUCUGUCUCUGGGAGUGCCAGUGGGGAUGGCGUUGUCGGGAAUUCUCUACAUCAAGAUAGGAUUCUAUGGAGUAUUUGCAAUUUCCACGGUGUGCUAUGUACUUAGCUUCGUUUAUGGACUGGUUGUUAUCAAAGAAGCACCCAGGCCAGUGAUCUUGGAGAAGGACAAGAAUGAUGCGGAGAAGAGGUCUGCCUGUGGCUCAGCCCUUCAUUUCUUCUCACUGAAGCAUAUUGCUGAGACCUUCAGAGUGGCCUUUAAGAAGGGAGAAAAUAAUAGACAGAAAAGGGUCGCUGUGCUCAUGAUCAUCGUUAUGGUCAUUGUAGGACCAAUGUACGGUGAAAUGGCAGUGAUGUACCUUUUUAUGAGGUAUCGAUUCAAUUGGAACGAAGUGCAGUUCAGCAUGUUUUCUACCUACAGUAUGGUGACUAAUCUCAUAGGCACUGCGAUAUCUGUCGGAGUCUUCAGUCACGUUUUGAAAAUCGAUGACGCUGUUGUGGGAAUUAUGAGUUGCAUGAGCAAAAUUCUUUCAAGUUUUGUUUAUGCAUUCGCCACCACGAACUCGAUCAUUUAUCUUGCUCCUUUGGUUGAAAUUGUUAAUGGAACUUCAUUCAUUGCGAUGCGGUCGAUAGUAUCAAAAUUAGUUCCAACCGAUGAAUUAGGUAAAGUUAAUUCCUUAUUUGGAGUUUGCGAGUCUCUCAUGCCCCUCGUCUAUGGACCUAUGUACAGUUUCGUAUAUCGUGCAACUAUGGACACGUUUCCGGGGGCCUUCUUCAUACUUGGAGGUGUUCUUACUUCUCCUGCUGUUUUCGCCUUCUUGUGGCUAUACAAAGAGCACAGACAAGACAGGAUAAGGCUAGAAAAGAAAGAAGCAGCAGAAAAAAUGGACAAAGGAGAUGGCAACUUGGAGAACAAUUUAUCAAUGACGAAGAUCACAAACGAAGUUGAAAAAGUGGGCAUCGAUAACGAGGGAUUUGAAUCUGAAAAGCUUUGACUUGAUUUAGAAUUCAGCCUUUUACGUAACGAUGACCGAAUGGAUAAUAAACACGGAAAGGAGUGCUUUUCGUAAUAAUGUCCUGUUCGCUAUAGUACAUUGCGAAGGUCAUCAUCAUUUGAUCUGAAUUCCAUUCAUUGGACGGGGUUUUCAGAAAAACCAACAGAAUCCAAUCCCUCGUACUUUAUUCUCAAACAAGAUCCUUCCGAUAAAAGAUAAUUAGUCAAUUAUUAUCUGUGAAUGCAAAGAUGAAGCUAAAAAUCAAUCCAAAAGAGAUGGAUUGCUUACUCCUGCAAAUUAUUUCAUAUUUUCCACUGAAAUCAUGAUUUUUAUUCACUGGAAUGAGAAUUUUUUGACAGAAAUAAUUAUUUUUAACAUUCAUAUUUAUGUAGCACAUGAGGUGGUCCAAAAUGAUGCGAUAAAAGUAAUACCGUUACAUUGCGACCGCAUGCAUCUCUUCAAUUAGCGGUAUCGAAUUUUAAAGAGAUUAUCAAUUUUAAGGAAGAAAAUGAAUUCUUGAUACGAUUUGCUUUACAAAUUAAAUACUGUUGAAAAUACGGUAUUUUUUUUAGUAAGGGAUUUAAUCGAGUUACGUGGAUUUGUAAAUUAUGUAAAUGGGAAGAUAAUUACAUGCAGAAAUAAAAAA
Molecule: messenger RNA, 2805 nt
Organism: Belonocnema kinseyi
Lineage: Eukaryota; Metazoa; Arthropoda; Insecta; Hymenoptera; Cynipidae
Product: tetracycline resistance protein, class H
Exons: 6
Coding region: 516-2159 (547 amino acids)
Biological process (GO): transmembrane transport
Cellular component (GO): membrane
Molecular function (GO): transmembrane transporter activity
Source: RefSeq, a predicted model, not a curated record